Paramormyrops kingsleyae is the source of this 2377-nucleotide messenger RNA. RefSeq names its product zinc transporter ZIP9. Gene Ontology annotation, cellular component: membrane. NCBI's taxonomy places the organism in Eukaryota, Metazoa, Chordata, Actinopteri, Osteoglossiformes, Mormyridae. Gene Ontology annotation, molecular function: metal ion transmembrane transporter activity. The record is from RefSeq and is a predicted model, not a curated record. Gene Ontology annotation, biological process: zinc ion transport; transmembrane transport.
ACAAGUUCAGGCGGAUGACAGCGUGUUGUACUUUCUUAGUACGUGGCCACUGUGACGCGUUUGUUGUAGCUCCCAGCUUAACCGCUAGUUUUUUUGUUUUUUGGGGGAAAACUGAUCAAAUAGGAGUCCGUAGUCCAAACGAGGCAGGGUGGGCUUUAGGUGCGAUCCGCUGUGUGUGUAUUAUCUGUAUGCGAUGGUACUUCAGCCAGAGGGAGGCUGUUCCUAAAGGCGGCGGAUACCCGAGCUGCAGCCAUGGAUGGAUUGGCUGCUAUCAUACUGAUUUCUGCGGCGAUGUUUAUCGGGUGUUUUCUUCUGGGUUUGAUCCCGCUCAUGAUAAAGCUCUCGGAGCAAAAGCUGCAGCUGGUGAGUUUGCUGGGAGCGGGGCUGCUGUGCGGGACGGCGCUGGCCGUCAUCAUCCCGGAGGGAGUGGAGCUUCUGCAGGACGCCUGGCGCGGAAGUGCGCCUCUCUGUAUCAAGACAGCAGCCAAUGACAGCUCCAGCGGCCCCAUGCUGUCUGGGGAGCCAAAUGCCAAGAGGAGCGGGCCCCCUCCCGUUUUCAUCGGAGUGUCCUUGGUGGUGGGGUUCUGCCUGAUGUUUGUGGUGGACCAGAUAGGCACCUACUGCUCCACACACGACCCCCGGACUGGCAUGACCAGCAGCACCAGCAUCACCGCCACACUGGGACUGGUCAUCCAUGCCGCAGCUGACGGCGUCGCUCUGGGUGCAGCUGUGGCCUCGUCUCAGCUCUCUGUUCAAGUCAUCAUCUUCUUCGCUGUUAUCCUGCACAAGGCUCCCGCCGCCUUUGGCCUGGUCUCCUUCCUCAUACACGCCGGCCUGGAGAAGAGGCGGAUCCAGAUGCACCUGCUGGUGUUCUCGGUGGCGGCGCCUCUGCUGGCCAUCAGCACGUACUUCAUCCUGAGUAUGACGGGAGGCUCACUGCAGCACCGCCUUAUUGCCACCGGCAUCGGAAUGCUCUUCUCUGCCGGGACCUUCCUGUAUGUGGCGACCGUGCAUGUUUUACCGGAGAUCAGCAGCAGGGGGCAGCACCACCAUCACGCCGUCACCUACCAGCAGGGAGGCCUGGGAGUCCUGGAGAGCCUCACUCUCCUCACUGGGGCGGGACUUCCUGUGCUUCUGACCCUGGGACUCCACGACAGCUGAGGUCACUGACGUGAUUGGCAGUUUUUCUUUUUAACCAUUUCUUUGUAUCUGUCUUCACCUUGGGGUCAGUUAGAGCAAGACACCAGCCGAACUCCUAUUUCUAAAGAGAAGUAUUUAUUUAAGAAUUGAGUUAUGUGACUUGGACCAGGAAGACGAGGCAGUGAUCGCAGUUUAAUGCUCCAGCCCAUACUGAGAUUUAUCUGAGAUUUUAAAGGACUUACUGAAUCCAGAGUCCCAUUUCUCAUGGGUGGUGUGUGAAGCCCAGGACCAGCCCUACACUUCUUACGGGUCCUAAGCAAAACAUUUAAUUGUGAAAUAAGUUGGCUGUGUGGGGUGGGGGGGUUAGCUCUCGUAUGCCUGCUCUGGUGAGGCCUUUGUCCGUCCGGGGGAAACCAGACCUUGAGCCCAGCGGAGCUUUAUUGGCUUGUUUUCUUGUCCUUGUCCUUCCCAGGGACUCUUUAAGGUACAUGGGAUAAUUGCUAAACGGCUUUUAGCGUCUUCAAUGUCAGAUAAACAUCCUGCCAGGUAUUUGGGACAUGCUGCUGAAAUUCUAACAAGGACUUUCCCUGUUACAGUAUAACAGGGAAAGUCUUAAACCACAAAUUGUAAACUUGCCCAGCCCUGGAAACUAAAGAUGGGUUUACUCCCUAGCCCAUAAUAAUAGCCCACAAUUGUCUGGUCUCUUGGCUGUUUCAGCUUGGGUGAAAGGAAAUAUUGUACUUUUGAUUGUAUAACCAUCGAAACUGGGAUGGUUAUAGCCUCAAAUUUCAGACCUCUAUGCUAACCUUUUAUUACUAUUAUUAUGUUCAUAGCAUUUCAUUGGUUAUCUUUUUAAACCCAAUUGAUUCACUUGGGACUCUAUUCAGUCCAUGAAAACACUGCAUUUUAUUAGAUCCCUGACAUUCCAGCUUAGAGCGCGGCUCCACAUGCCAGCACCUUAACUGGAGUUAUGGUGGUUUACAGUUUUAUUGCCGGCUUUUUGUUUCAAUUCCUGUCACGGUGUGAUUCUGAUGCUUUCUUGAAGUAGAUUCUUUUUCCAGUAUCACCAGCACAUCGUUUUUAUUCCCCCAUUUAAGUUGAACCCUGGUAUUCGCGCAUCGCGUCAUGAGAGUGCUGAAAACUGCCAAAAUGAUCAGUUAGCUUAAGAUUUUAAGAGGGAGGAUGUUUUUGUUCAGAUUUUUUUAAUUGUCAUAGAAUACAUAUUCAGUUCAUUGCA